Pollicipes pollicipes is the source of this 422-nucleotide messenger RNA. RefSeq names its product solute carrier family 22 member 21. The record is from RefSeq and is a predicted model, not a curated record. The annotation marks the transcript as partial. NCBI's taxonomy places the organism in Eukaryota, Metazoa, Arthropoda, Thecostraca, Pollicipedomorpha, Pollicipedidae. The transcript has 4 exons.
AUGCGCAGCGUGCUCCCCGGACAAGAACUGGAGUGGCUGACGACGACCUUGGCGCUGCUGGGCAAGUUCGGCGCGGCGUCAGCGUUCUCGCUCCUGUUCCUGUACACGGCGGAGCUGUGCCCAAGCGGAAUGCGUGUGAUGGGCGUGGGCAUGGCCUCAGCCUGCUCAAGAAUCGGCUCCGUGCUCGCACCGGUCAUCGCCGAUCUGGGCGACGACACGGCCACGCUGCCGCUCUGCAUUUUCGGGGUGUGCGGCCUGCUGGCGGGCGGCAUGACGGCCUUCCUGCCGGAGACGAGUGGACGCGACCUGCCCACCACGGUCGCCGAGGCGGCUGACUUCGGACGCGACCAGGCGUGGCUGCCGAUCCCGUGUCUGGUGGCCCGGCGACGCCGACGGCGGUCUUCCCUGACCGGUCACGACGG